Pieris macdunnoughi is the source of this 840-nucleotide messenger RNA. The record is from the annotation of a GenBank genome assembly. NCBI's taxonomy places the organism in Eukaryota, Metazoa, Arthropoda, Insecta, Lepidoptera, Pieridae.
AUGUUUUAUCAAUCAUCAAUAUCUAACCCAUACACGGCUCAAAUGAUUGUUAUUGAUUCGGUUUCCUGGAAUUUAUCAAUAUUAAUGCCCGUACAAUAUCCGCCGCGGUCCGAGACCCGUAUAAAAGCCCUAUCACAGUCAGGAUUUAACAUUCACAGUUCACUGUGCAGCAUAACCAUACACCUCGAAAUGGCAGCUAAGUUCGUCGUACUCGCUUUAUUGGUAGCUGCCGCCCAAGGCAGUGCCAUCCAUGGAGGUGACUACUCCAGCUUCUCCUAUGGUGUAGCGGACCCCCACACCGGUGACGUCAAGAGCCAGCACGAGACCCGCCACGGUGACAACGUGGUCGGCCAGUACUCUCUCCUGGAAUCUGAUGGCACCCGCCGGACAGUAGACUACGCUGCUGACGCCCACAACGGUUUCAACGCUAUCGUACGCAAGGACCCAGCUCUCAUCGGACACGUUGCCCACGCCGCUCCAGUCGUGGCUGCCCCAGUCGCCCACGCUGCUCCCUUGGCUUACGCUGCCCAUGCUGCCCCAGUCGCGGUUGCUGGACCCUCUGUGUCAUACUCUUCACACUCAACCUCAGUGAACCACGGAGGUGUAGCUGUCGCCGCUCCUCUUGCCUACGCUGCCCCAUUAGCGCAUGGUGCCUACGCUGCCCCCUUAGCGCAUGGUGCCUACGCUGCCCCCUUAGCCCAUGGUGCCUACGCUGCCCCCUUAGCCCAUGGUGCCUACGCUGCCCCCUUAGCGCAUGGAUACGGAGGACUUUCCCACGGUUACGCUGGUCUUGCCCACGGUGCCGCAUACGGCGCUCAUGGUCUCGGCUUACAUUACUAG